This is a messenger RNA of Rotaria sp. Silwood1, 687 nucleotides long. Lineage: Eukaryota; Metazoa; Rotifera; Eurotatoria; Philodinida; Philodinidae. The record is from the annotation of a GenBank genome assembly.
AUGCACAAAGCCAAGAUAUUUUAUUUUACUGUUUUUACUCUUGUUGUCUUUGCAUUUAUUUUUCAUGCUACUGCUAUGGGUCAUCAUCAUUGGAAAAAAGCAACCGCAAAGAUACCUGUUUCAGGUCGUUUCAUUGAGACAACUAUUGGGUUAUUCACACGAUGUAUACCUUCGGAAACGAAUCAAACAGAAACAUGUUUUCCUAAUAAGUAUCCUAUGAGCGAUAACUGUUAUAAUUGGACGGCAUGUCUACCAAGAAAUCCAAAUGAAGCUUGUCAAUGUGAUUUUUUACCAUCGACAAAAGGUAUUGCAGCAUGUACAAUAAUAGCUGCAGUUUUUCUUGGUCUUUCUAUUAUUAUUUUAUUUAUUCAUUCAAUAAAUACAUCAGAAACUUAUUCAAUAGGCGUAUGUCUUAGUUUCUUUCCAUUAAUUUUACUUUUAUUGGCAUUCAUAUUUAUACUUAUUGCAUUAAUUCUUGUUGGAAGUUAUUUAUCACGAGAUAUAAUGCAAACUUUUCGAACGCCAAACAACGUUAACAAUUUAGAUGAUCUUCGAAACUUAGCUGCAAACGCAUACGAAAUACGAAUUGAUUGGUCAACUGGAUUGGAAAUAAUUGCUUUAAUCUUAACAUUCUUCUCAUUGAUUCUUUAUGCUCUUUUUGUUUUUAAAAUUGGUCGAUCAUCAUAA